Molecule: messenger RNA, 11077 nt
Organism: Stegodyphus dumicola
Lineage: Eukaryota; Metazoa; Arthropoda; Arachnida; Araneae; Eresidae
Gene: ZAP3
Product: protein ZAP3
Biological process (GO): regulation of telomere maintenance
Cellular component (GO): nucleus
Source: RefSeq, a predicted model, not a curated record
GCAAUCUCUUAAGUUUCAAGAUAAGCAUACAUUGUUCUCAAGUAAUAGAAAAUAUCUGAGUGUCAAAAAUGUUAGUGUCAGCAAAAUACCCAGCAAUCAAAUGAACCUUCCUCUUCCAGAAAAGUGAGAAUUUCUUGAUAAACGCAUGAGACAAGAUGUUGUCACGCAAAAGUCAUUGUGAACUGCAAUAGUAUAGCAGAGCCAUGUGUUCAGCUUCUAUAUCUUUGCAUAGCAUUUUGGAAAAACUUGCCUUCAGCUGUGUAGUUUUUAUGUAGUUCCCUAUGUCUAUGACAGAUUCUGAUGCCUAAUUCAACUGAAGACUAAGUGGCCUCGAUGCAAGUGCUUCUUAGUUGAUACUGCAAAGGGUCCACAUUCGAGUUUUGCUGCAAAUAAAUGCCUGCAGACUUGCAUAGCAACUGAACGAUCAAGCACCAUCAGUACAUACACAGAUGCACUUUUUCCAAUCUAAAUAAUUUUUGUUAUAAACUUGUGUAGCAUUUUGGUCUUGAGCCUUUGCACUUCCGAAUAAUGUUUUUACAGAACAGAUCUUCUAUAAUGGUAUUACUGUCAAAAAAACUUGCAUGUAAGAUUUUGAUUUUUAUUACUGUCAGUAGCCUCAUCCAUCUGCAGACCGCAUUUUCUUUCAUUUCCUCUAUCAACUAAUCAGUGCGAUUUUCAGCUAUACAUCGAAUUCGUCUAAUAAUGUUGUUGGAUACAGGUACAUUAGAUAUAAUAUUUUCCAUCAUAAUAAUAACCAUGUUGAGUACAGUUCUUGCGAUUGUGUGCUUUUUUUUGCAAUUUGUCACUCUGAGCUACCUUAAAAGACACUAGCUGUGCAUUACUCAGAACUGAUACACUUGUUUAGUGAACACAACACUUUUCUUUUCUAAAUCUUGCAACUUCCUGGGGGGGGACCCUGAGAUUUGUCAACCUAAGGCUGAAUGCUCUUGAGUUUACUUUAGUUUACUUUACUUUAGUUUACUUGGGUCAAGAUGUUGUUUUAGUUUACUUGGGUGCAUACUUUCGCACGUGUGUAAUUUUUUAAAGACAGGACACAUUUGUUAUUGUUGUCUUUAAUCGUUAUUUACUUCUACUAAAGUAAAAGGGCAAUCAAAGUAACUUUCUUUAUAGUUUUGGCAUUUUUGCCAUUUUUCUUCUCCGUCAGUUGUUACUCAAAUUUGAACUAUCAUUACUAUUUGUUUGCUUACUUAAUAAAAUGUUUUCAUUUUAUGAAAUAUCAAUGAGGAUUCGUUGAUUUAUUGUAAUAUUUCGUCAAGCUCACGAUUUUUUUAUAGACGUAUAAGAUUGUGCAACCUUCCCCAUCCAUUCCUGAAUUUGAUACUAAUGAUUGUAAACUAAAAAAAAAAAAAAAAAAAAAAAAAAAAAAAAAAAACGAAACACCAACAGAUGCCACUGCUGAGAAGCCAAAUAUAGCAAUCUUGUGAUAGUAAGUAAUAGGUGAAAAAAAUUGUGUGAAAUUAAUCGAGUAUAUAAUAAUGUAUGAGCAGCAUUUGAUGCAACAACAUAGAAUUAUUGCAAAUUGAAAGAACAAAGUGGUAGAAAAAUUAGUGCUUAAAAAACAAAAUUAAUGCAAUUAGAAGACCAAUUGAAAUAUAAAUAUUGAGAAAAUUUUUGGGAACUAUUAUUUUAAGAAAGAGAAUAAAAUUAAUGAAAGUAUAAUUAACAAAAAAUAUGGCCGAGCUUUCAACACAAGUCUUGUCUCUCCAUGAAGCAAGGCAGGGGCACUGCAAGGUUCCCUGGGCUUACAUUACAGUCUCCCAGGGUGCUGCGGGCACACUUUGCGAAAUCCUGCCUUAAUACCUAUUAAAAUAGCUGGGUUGCAGAGUAACCAUUUUUGAGUCUGUUUAUACUUUUUUUUUUUUUUAAAUAUAGCUACUACAUACUUUCUUCUUUGGUUGCUAAAAGCAGACAUUUUUCUAGGGCGAGGAUGAAUCCAAUAAGCACAGGUAACAAAGUCUGUCUUCACGCACACAAAAACUUGUAACUUUAAUCUGCUUUGUUUUAUAUGUCCAUUUGUAUAUAUAUUUUGCAUUCAAAGAAAGGAGAAAAUUUGGGUAUCUUUAAUGAACAUCCUAGUUAACACUGAACUUAAAAAUUUUGAUUGGACAUUUUCAUGCUAUCUUUUCCAGUCAUAUAAAGAAAUAUCUCCAUUCUGUUUAAAAAGGCACGUUUAAUUGGUAGUAAACCAGGAGAAUUUUAAAAAAGUCCUUCUCCUGUAGUCUGUAUUUAAGUGUGUUUAACAAUUAAUUCAUAAAGCACAUCUUUGUUAGUGGCUAACUUUAAAACUUUUUAAGACUGGAAAAUUUGAAAUUUUCGUAUUAUUAGUUGGGAAAAUAAAAGAAAUAUAAAAUGUCUUGACUUUUUUUUUCAAAAUAAGGUUCCUACAAACAUGGAAAAAAAUGCUGGAAACUAUAAUUUUGAACUAUACCAUUACAUUUAAGUGAAAAUGCACGAAAGUUGAAUUGUAGCCAUGUCUUUUUUUAACAAAUUGCUUUUUGUUUCGUUGGAUACGGGUCUUCUGAGGUACUUUAAUUUUUUGCAAACUUUUAAAAUUGUAGGGAACACAAUGCUGUAUCAGACAAAUAUAAUUGCCCCACCUCCCAAAAAAACAGUGCAAUAAAAAUAAUAGUUUUUGAGCUGAAAUUGUUUUGAGAUGAUUGCCUCCUCCAAAAAAAUAAAAUAUUUUAAAAGUAGCAAAGCAAUCAUGAGUGCAGUAUCAUUUGAUAUGAAAUCACACAUGUGUUGUUAGUUGUGAUAUAAUAGCUUACAAGUCUAUUUUCCAAAGCAUUUUGGGUUAAGUAUAGUAUGAAUAUAAAGGUGCUGAUCAGGUUAUAAUUACUAUAAUGAGAUGGUGCUGAUAUAACACCAAUGUAAUUAUGAGUUAUUCUAGUUUAAAUUAGAUUUAUGAUAGUCCAUAAAAUUGUGCACCCCUCUAUUUGAGGUAAAUGCUUUCGGCUUUUUCUCCGGUAGUACUGUCUGCACUUUUAUUCGGUUUUAGAGGUGCACCUUUCAUUCUCUUCCAUUGUUGAAUUUAUUUUCAGCAGCAGAUUGUACAGAAGUUCUCAAUUUGAAGACCAUUAUAAUGGAUCCUGUUACAUGUUGGGAAGGUCAGGCAAUAAGUCGUGUCGCCCUCUGAAAUAUCGAAAUUGAAUUGGAAAAAGAAAGAAAACUUGUGCCAAGUGACAGUUCUGAAUUAGAGAAGUUAAAACAGUUGAAAGAGCAGGCACAACAGUGGAAAAGUCAAAACCUUCAACAACCUGCAGCUGCUUCAUGGCCGUAUUCAACAGCUGCUUCUAAUGUUUCACAAACUGCAACUGCAACCACUGUCACUUCAUCAGAAUCAUCUUUCAAAUCACAUGCAAUUGCAAGUACAAAUACAUCUGAUCCUGGCAAUGCACAACAGAUGGAUAAAGAUGAAGAAGAAUUUGAACGCCAAUUCAAAGAUUGGGAGAAACAGUUUGAAGCUUGGAAGGAACAAAACAUUAAUCAUCCAGAUAAAGAAGCAUUUGCACAGUAUGAGAAACAGUGGCAAGAGUGGAGAGCCCAGUUAUUACAGAAAAAAGAACAAAUGCAAAAGGCUAAAGCAGAACGCCAGGCUGCUGCAAAAACUGGUGGAGCAGAUGCUCAGUCUGUUCAGCCUUCAACCGUUGUGACUUCAACUGUUCCAGGUCUUAAUACAAUAAAUACACAAGCAAGUGUACCAAGUGUACCAAGUGUACCAAGUGUUCCAAGUGUUCCAAGUGUUGCUAGUGUUGCUGAUCCAGCAGUAGCUACAGCUGCUGCUUCUAAUUCAAACCUGUAUUAUCAAACACCUCAGUAUAUGUAUGUGCAACCAUAUGUGUAUCCUAGUACUGUUCCAGUUGCUCCUCCAGCAGUGCCUCAACAAUAUCCUUAUUCAGGCCAAGGCGUAACUGCUCCUACUGGGGAUAAUUUUGUAAAUCAAACCCAAACAGUUCCACCGUCAGGACCACCACCACCUCUUUCAGUGCCUCCACCGCCUAUCACCAAUCCCAGCAUGAAUAUCAAAAAUAUGAAAGAUUUUGAAAGAAAUAAAGAACCAUUUCAAUAUGGACAAAUUAGAAAAGAUGCACCCAGUCAAGAUACGUAUCAGAAUUUUGAAGGAUUUGAGAAUUCUAAUACAUAUGCUCCAGAAACCGAUGAACAAUUUAAAUGGAAUUCAGGACGUGGACGUGCUAGAGGAAGAGGUCGUGGCCGUGGCCGAGGAACAAGAGGCAGAGGAGUUGGAAGAUGGUCUGAGAAUGAAGCUGAAAAUCGACCUGGAGAAAAUUUGAAUAAAGGACCACCUGGAUUUCAUGACAAUUCAGGAAAUUUUAAUGAAAAUGUUACAGAUGGGUCAGCUCCAGCAUUUGAAUAUCCAUCUGAGGAUUUCCAAGGAGAUUCACAAUUUCCUAAAGAACAACCUGGACCAGGACCAAGACAGAAUCCUCCUCCUGGAGGCCGAUUUCCAUAUCAAGAGGAGCCACGAACAUAUCCCCCCGAUGGAUUUGAUGAAUCUUUUCCACCACCUGCAUUUGAAAGAUUUCCUCCUGAUUCUGAAAGAGAAAGGUUUCCACCUAAUAGUGAAAGGGAUUCAUUUCCUCCUGGCCCUGAAAGAGGACUGUUUCCUUCUGGUCCCAAAAGAGGUCCGUUUCCUACUGGUCCCGAAAGGGGUCCAUUUCCACCUGGCCCUGAAAGGAGUCCAUUUCCUCCUGGUCCCGAAAGGGGUUCAUUUCCACCUGGUCCUGAAAGAGGCCCAUUUCCACCUGGUCCUGACAGAGGCCCAUUCCCUCCUGGACCCGACAGAGGCCCUUUUCCACCUGGUCCUGACAGAGGCCCAUUUCCUCCUGGACCCGACAGAGGUCCGUUUCCUCCUGGACCUGACAGGGGGCCAUUUCCUCCUGGACCUGACAGAGGACCAUUUCCUCCUGGACCUGACAGAGGCCCAUUUCCUCCUGGACCUGACAGAGGCCCAUUUCCACCUGGUCCUGAAAGAGGCCCUUUCCCACCAGGACCACCUGAAAGAAGUAGAUUUCCUCCCGGCCCGAACAGGGAUCGCUUCCCACCUGGACCAGAAAGAGAAGGUUUUCCUCCUGGUCCUCAAAGGAAGCGCUUUGCUCCUGGUCCUGACCAAGAUAGUUUUCCACCUGGCCAUGAACAGGAUCGUUUCCCACCUGGACCAGAAAGAGACCGUUUUCCACAAGGCCCUGAAAGAGAACGCUUUCCGCCUGGACCUGAACGGGAUCGUUUUCCUCCUGGACCUGACCGUGAUCGAUUUCCUCCUGGUCCACCUGGUCCAGAACAUGAUCGAUUUCCUCCAGGACCUGAAAGAGACAGAUUUCCUCCUGGUCGCAAAAAUGAAGGGUUUCCUCCUGGUCGCAAAGGUGAAGGGUUUCCUCCUGGUCCUGAAGAAGAGCAGUUUCCUCCUGGCCCUGAAGGUGAACAAUUUCCUCCUGCACGUGAAAGAGAACCACUACUUCCAGGAAAUGGCAGAGAGCGAUUCCCACCUGGUCCAGAAAGAGAGAGGUUUCCUCCUGGCCCUGACAGAGAGGGUUUUCCUCCUGGCCCUGAAAGAGAAAGAUUUGGUCCAGGCCCUGAUAGAGAAAGGUUUCCACCAGGUCCUGAGAGGGAUGCUUUUCCACCUAUGGAAGAUGAACGUUUCAUGAUGGAGAGAGACUUUGAUAGAUAUCCUCCUGAAGAUGAUAUGUAUGGACCUCCACCAUUUAGAGAAGAAUUCCCACCAUUUGAUGAUAGAUUUCCUGGUCGAGGAAGAUUCCCAGGACGAGGUAGGAGGUUUCCUCGAGGAGAAUUUGAUAGAUUUGGACCUCCUCCUCCAUUUGCUCCAGGCAUGCAAGAGGAUAGUCCAUUCGGGCCACCCGAUUUUCCCCCUCCAGAUGAGAGGUUUGGAUUCCCAGGAGAUGGUCCAAUGCCACCCAGAAUGCCUCCCGGACGUGGUAUUUUACGAGCACCAUUUGAACCAGGAUUUGGGCCUGGGCCCGGACCGGGACCUGCUGGUAGGGGAAGAUUUCCAGAUGAUCGGUUUUUUGGUGAAAGACCUCCACAUUUUAAGAGUAUUGACUAUACUCAUAAACCUGCUUCUGACGUUAUGGGGGAAGACUAUGAUCCUCAUUAUGAAUAUGAAUCAGAAUUUCAGUCGGAUGUCAUGCAGUAUAGGGAUAAUUUUAGUUCGGAUUUAAAUCUGGCACCACGUGCACCUAUUAUCUUUUCUCAAGUCAGUGUUGAAUCAGUUGAUUAUGGACAUGGUAUGAAACCCAUGACUACAUCUACAGUUCCAGCAAAGAAGGAAUCUGAGGCUGCAUCUCCUGGCAAAGUUUUUGACUAUUCACAUCGAAGGGAGAGGAGCCCGCUUAUCAGGGAAACACCAUUUGUCCCAGAAAGAAAUGGGGAACGGCCACCAGUACCCUUCCGAGAACGAGAACGGGAACCAUUUAGGGAGAGGGAUAGAAAUCGUGAUAGAGAUCUGGACAGAGACAGAGGCCGUAAAGAUAACCGUGAGAGAGAUCGUGAUAAUCGGGAUAGAGAUAGAGACAGGGAUAGAGAUAGAGACAGAGACAGGGAAAGAGAGAGGGAAAGAGACCGAGAAAGAGAUCAGAAGAGAGACCGGGACCGAGACUGGGACAGAGAUCGACACAAGGAUGAGAGUGAAAGAGAAAAGCGUUUCAAAUGGGACAGCAAUCAGGAAAAUGCAAGGAAUUAUGCGAAGGAUAAAGUCAGCAAUAAUUCAAAGAAAGAAAUGGAAGUGAAAAAUGUUGACACAACUUUUAAACUUCCACCUGAAAUAUUCAAGAAUGAUAUUUCUGAGACAGCUCUAAUUGAAGAUUUGUUGAUUGCACCUAAGCGACUAUCUAGGCCAAAACAGCUUGUGAUAAUAUUACGGGGACUUCCAGGUUCUGGUAAAACAUAUGUAGCAAAAUUAAUUAAGGAUAAAGAAAUUGAAAAUGGGGGAUCAGCACCUCGAAUAUUGUCUCUUGAUGAUUAUUUUAUGGUAGAAACAGAAGUUACAGAUAUAGAUUCUGAUACAGGAAAACGCAUAAAGAGAAAGGAGUUUAAAUUUGAAUAUGAAUCGGGCAUGGAAGAAGUGUAUCGUUCUAGUUUAUUUAAAUCUUUUAAGAAGACUAUUGAUGAUCGUUUUUUCCCUUUCAUCAUUGUUGAUGCUGUACAUGAUAAGUCUAAGCAGUAUGAACAGUACUGGAGCUAUGCUAAACAAAGAGGAUUCCAGGUUUAUAUAGCUGAAAUGGAUUGUAAAGAUCCUGUCAUUUGUCAUAAAAGAAAUAUCCACAAUAGGUCAUUAAGUGAUAUAACAAAGAUUUUAGAAAAUUGGGAACCUAAACCAAGGCAUUUUAUGAGUAUCGAUGUUCGUUCUGUUUUGCAAGAUGUAGCUAUUACAGAAGUGGAAAUGGAAGUUGAGUCUAGUGAUAAGAAAGAAGAUGAUGCCAAGGAUGAAAAUGCACAAGAAAAUGAUGCAGAGGAAUCAAGUUCAUUUCUGCAGUUUCAUGUUCCAAGUCGGUGGGAAAAGCUUGAAGCUACGGAAGAAAAGCUAGAUCAGCUGGAUGGUUUGAGGAUUAGUAAGAAGAAACAUUCAUCAAUGGAAGAUUACUUACAACUUCCUGAUGAUUAUGAAGAAAGGAAAUGUGAACCAGGAAAGAAGCGAGUAAGGUGGGCUGACCUUGAAGAAAGAAAAGAACAAGACCGACUUCGUGCAAUUGGCUUUGUUGUUGGGCAGACUGAUUGGACUAAAUUGACUGAUCCAACUCAUGCUGAUAGAGCACUAACAAAAACCAAGUAUUUCUAGUUGUGAAAGGAGGCAUUUUAUACUUUUUGCAGACAUAAACAGUUACUUUCAUCAAAGCUUGAAUAUUUUUGUGCUUACUUACUUUUCUAUUAUCAGUGUUUAUUUUCUUAUUUUGGGCCUGUCAUGUUUUUAUUUGAAAUAAGUAUAACAAAAGCCAAAAUAUUUACUUAUCUCCUCCAGCCAUAUAGUUUUCUGCCUAGGAAAAUAAUUGCAUGCCCUCCAUAUUUUUGUUCCAAAGAAAUGCUCUAAUUAAGUAUUUAGGAUUGAGUGUGUUCAUCAAAGACUUUUAUAACAAGUUUAAAACUGAAGAAAAACUAUAUGUGCCAUAUGUUUUAACUUAAAGAUUUACAGGAUUUUGAUUUAUUUGCAUGAAACAAUAUUUCGGUUGCUGACUAAUCUAAAAGUUUUGUUGGUGAGUUUCUUUUUACAUUGAGAAAUUUAAUAUUCAGUAGCAAAAUAGUGUGCAUUUCUCUUGCACAUCUUAAAGCAGAAUCUGCUUUUUUCAUAGUUUAUAAUUUUUAGAUGUGGAAAAUAGUUAAAAGAAUGGUUAAAAGAAAUGUCAGUCUUUUUUCCGAAAUACAAAAAAUUAUUUUUAUUUGAGGGCAGCACAAAGUUUUAAGAGAAACCAAAAUUAGGUUGUAAGAAAAACCUGUUUUGCCAUACACAUGUAAAUCUUUUUAAAAAUUCGAAAUUUUUUUAUGUUUUGUACUGGAAUCUAACUAAGCAGAUUGAAGUUUUGAAAUUUUUUAAGUAAAAGAAUAUGGGAUAUUAGUCCAAAAAUUAAUAUUUUUAAUGUAAUGUAUAUUUUUUAGACUCUUCAUUUCUUAGUUCAUUCUCAUUCAUUAGAUGUAAAAUAGAAUGAAAAUAGGUAUGCAAAAUGAACCUAAUGGUUCAGUUGUCAAAUCAGAAGUAUUUUCUGCUUCUGCUAAUUUUCCUCUGGCAUAUUCAAAUGAUGCUGAAGAAAUGAAAGAGAUGUUAAAACUCUUUAUGCUGAAGAAGAAAUCAUUAAAAAUAGUUUCUUGCAUUGUUAUGUUCUAAACAUUUAAUUAUAAGAAGGGAAAUUAAAUAACUGAACUAAUAUUUUCAGGCACCAAGAAAAGAUUUGUAAUUUUCAUAUAGAAAACUCAUAAUUCAUAUGUAAUAUUUUUAUCUUUUUUUUUCCCAGUCAUUGUUAGUGAACACUAUCACAAAAUAUUGGAAGGCUUAAGUGUUUUUUUAAAGAAUGAAUUGAGGGAUAUGUGUAUAAUUUGUAUUGUUUUGGUACUAGAAGUUUGUUGCUUUACUUUUACGAUUGUAUUAUUCAUGAUAUAUUUACAUAUUAGUGUAUUAUUGAAUAAAGAACAUUAUUUGCUGCUAAUGUGUCACUCAUUUUUGUUUAAUUUCAGUUUGUGAAGAUACCUGCUGAAUAUGACUAAUGUUAGUUUCCUAAAGCCAUAUGAUGAUUUAGUUGGGAAAUGAUUAUGGUUCCAUUUCUCUAUAUUAGUGUUUUUUAAGCAUAUAUUACAUUGUUAAAUAGUCAAUGUUUAGGGUGUGCAGAGAUGUGAAAUCAUUUGAUUUAAAUGAGAGACUCCCAACUUUGUAUCAACCAAAUUUACUCUGUAUUUCUUCUGACUUUUCUCUAAUUCAUAAAUUUGUCUUUAUUUUUGUGUGGCUUGACUUAAUAUUCUGUGAUUUGCAUUCAUAAGUGUUAUUUCUGGUACCUAAUAUUGCUUAAUUUUUUACAAGAAGGCUUUUAAAAAGGAGUAAGGCUGUUUCUUCAAUUCUUUUUUCAACACUAGCACUAAUUUUAUCUCGCAGGCACAUAUCUCUGAUAAUAUUGUGCUCUUGUUCUCUAAUGAGCAUCAAGUAAGAUUGCCAGUCAUUUUGCAGAUACUGCCAAUGAGCAUGUAGCAGUUCAAGCUGUUAUAUGCUUUGUUGCAUUCUUCUGUCACUUAUCAAGAUGAUUUUUGCAAGCUUCAGAAAAUGGCUUAAGCGUUUAUGGCCUUUUUUAUCUAGUAAAAUGCUCAUGUACUUUUCAAAAGUCAUAACACAGAUGAUUUUCCAUGUAGUAUUUAACCAAGAAAAUGUAAUAGCAUCUUCAACAUGUAGCAUUUGUCAUUUUAAUUUUUUGAUUUAGCUCUGUGCAAGGGCCAGUGUUAUUUAAACACAUGUAUGGAUGAAAAUAUGUUGAUGCCUUUGUUAGCAAAAACUGGGCUAUAUGAUAAUUUCUAUAACUAAAAUCACAAUGCUUGCUUUCUGAAGAAAGCAAAACUAUUAAAGAAACUAUAUUAGUAGUUUAUUACUUUAAACUGCAUCAUUUCUAAUUUUUUUAAAAGUUAUAUGAUUUUUAAAUAAUGCUGGUGAUGCAGAAGGUUGCUUGAAGUGAAGCUCAGAGAGUCAAUAUUGGAAUUUUUAACUCGGUAGGAAAAUUUCAAACCAUGAUUAUAUCAAACCGAGCUUUCAUCUCGGAUAUAUCGAACUUGCUUUCUGCUUCUGACCUUCUGAUACCUGCUAUCUUAAAAAAUAUAAAACAUUCUAAAACAGGCCCCAAUUUAUUUUGUAUCAUCUAAUAAAUGUAAAAUAUAAAAAAUAAAUGAAAUAACCAAGAGAAUAAAAAUAAAAUUUAAUUUGACUAUGACUGCAACUACUGCUUUAUACUUCAACACAACUGCAACAUUUCGUAGUCACCAUCCCAGCUCAUUGUUUGCAGCAUUUUCCAGUCAAAAAAAUAGUGUCAAAAAGUGUCUCUGCAAUUCUGUGUGCCUGUAGCAGUCUGUUUACACAAGGGAAUAUAUUAUUUCUAGGGCAUCAGAAUACAUAUCUUCAGUGCCUAACCAGAGUUGUAAUCAUUGCGCAUGAUGGACUGCAUUGUCCCCGGAGACAUAUUUGGCGGCAGCCAAUGAAAUUGCAAAUUGAAAUCAUACAUCCAAAAAUCAGUGGUGGUUACUCUCAGCAUUUAGGUUACUGAAUAGCAUGGCCUCUUAGUCUGUAAGUCAAGGUUUUACUGCAUCUGUAAGAUACUCAUAAUCAGGACUUAUAGAACAUCUCUGAGGAAUUACCGUUGUGCAUUAAUUAUAAGUUAUGACAGACAUUUUAAACACAAGUUUACAAGCAUAUUCUGUCAAGCCUUACUUUUCACUUUAUAUGCUGUUGCUUCUAUAUAUUGAUUUUGGCCAUUUCAAAAUUUCUCAGCAUCUGUUUAUCUAGUUUUAAAAAAAGAAAAAUGUUAAAAUUUUUAAGAACAGUGCAAUAAAUUUUUCUAGUCAC